Messenger RNA from Dendrobium catenatum, 1870 nucleotides. Its product is annotated as probable 26S proteasome non-ATPase regulatory subunit 3. The transcript is spliced from 9 exons. The coding region runs from base 136 to 1602 and encodes 488 amino acids. Gene Ontology annotation, molecular function: enzyme regulator activity. Gene Ontology annotation, biological process: ubiquitin-dependent protein catabolic process; regulation of protein catabolic process. The record is from RefSeq and is a predicted model, not a curated record. Gene Ontology annotation, cellular component: proteasome regulatory particle, lid subcomplex; proteasome complex. NCBI's taxonomy places the organism in Eukaryota, Viridiplantae, Streptophyta, Magnoliopsida, Asparagales, Orchidaceae.
UUCUGAUUUACACCUUAUUAAAUGAAGGAUCAAAUAAGCUUUCGGUACAAGUUUUGAUGUUUUAAGAAAAAGAAACCAGAGGGACGGCGAGGCUCCCAUCGAAGAGUUUCUUUGCGCGAACGCUAAUAUCACAGGAUGACUCAAGAGGUGGAGAUGAAAGAGGCGCAGGUGCCCUCCCACUCCGUAUCCUCCUUUUCCACCCCAUCCACCCUACAACAUCUGAAGGACAUCGCUGCUCUGAUCGAAACUGGAGCCUAUGCUAAAGAGGUGCGGCGGAUUGUAAAGUCAGUGCGCCUGACGAUUAUGCUCCGCCGCAAGCUUAAAGCUAGCAUUCUGUCGGCGUUCCUCAGCUUUGCCCUAUCUCCGGGCUCAGAAGCGCACUCUAAGCUGUUCUCCUAUCUUCCUAAGGAAGAUGAGCAUGAUAUGGAUGUUGAUACUGCAUCUUCAGCUGCACAAGGUUCUGUUAAGCAUCUUCUACCAGAGAUUGAGAUAUUCUGUUACUUGCUUGUGCUUAUUUUUUUGAUUGAUCAGAAAAGAUAUGAUGAGGCUAAAACUUGUUCUUCCAAUAGCAUUGCUCGCCUAAAGAACAUAAACAGAAGGACAGUUGAUGUUCUGUCAUCUAGACUAUAUUUCUAUUAUUCUUAUAGUCAUGAACUCACAAACAGUCUUGCUGAAAUUCGUGGAAAUCUCCUCGCCCUUCAUAGAAUGGCAACCUUAAGGCAUGAUGAGUUGGGUCAGGAAACCCUUCUGAAUCUUCUUCUUCGAAACUACCUUUACUACAAUUUAUAUGAUCAAGCAGAAAAGCUGAGGUCCAAGGCACCACGUUUUGAAGCUCAUUCAAAUCAACAGUUUUGUCGCUACUUGUUCUACCUGGGGAAGAUAAGAACCAUUCAGUUGGAGUAUACAGAUGCUAAAGAGAGUCUCCUUCAAGCUGCUCGGAAGGCACCCAUCGCAGCUCGAGGCUUCAGAAUCCAAUGCAACAAGUGGGCAAUCAUAGUACGUUUAUUGCUUGGCGAGAUUCCUGAGAGGACUGUUUUCAUGCAGAAAGGAAUGAAGAAGGCCUUAAGCCCCUACUUCGAGCUCACAAAUGCUGUAAGAAUUGGUGAUCUGGAACUGUUCAAGACAGUUGCAGAGAAAUUUUCAAGCACAUUUAGCUCAGACAGGACCAACAAUUUAAUAGUGAGGCUCCGUCACAAUGUGAUAAGAACAGGAUUACGCAACAUUAGUAUUUCAUACUCCCGUAUAUCUCUUUCUGACGUAGCAAAGAAGCUGAGGUUGGAUUCUGAAAACCCCGUCGCAGAUGCUGAGAGUAUUGUUGCCAAAGCCAUUCGGGAUGGUGCAAUCGAUGCGACCAUCGAUCACGCAAAUGGAUGGAUGUUAUCGAAGGAGACCGGCGACAUUUACUCCACAAAUGAACCACAGAUUGCUUUCCAUUCUAGAAUUGCCUUCUGCUUAAACAUGCACAAUGAUGCAGUUAAGGCGCUGAGGUUCCCUCCCAAUUCCCACAAAGAGAAAGAGGGUGCAGAGAAAAGAAGGGAGAGGCAACAGCAGGAGCAGGAGCUGGCUAAGCAUAUUGCAGAGGAAGAAGAUGAUGAUUUCUGAAUCUUUCUAUCUUGGUAGAAUCAAUUAGGUUUUUUCUUUCAUCUGAAGCAUGAGGAGCUUGCAAUGUUCUCCAUUCUUUUGCGUUAAUUUUAUAAUGCCUUACUGUCAUACUUUGUUGGAUUUUACUGUUUUGAUCAGGAUUAGGAGCAGUUUCUUUCUUGUUUGAAAUUUUUAUGUAUUUCACCAGUAAAGAUUGAAUGGCAGCUCACUUUUCCAAAACUUGUUUGGAUUUUCUACUUAUCAUACUAAUUGUUCUUUAUUUUCUAUA